AUGUGCACCGUUAAAACAUCCGCGAUAGCUCUCCAAGACUUAACACGGGCGGAGGUGUCUCGCCAUACACAUAACAACGAUGCCUGGACAAUCAUCAAUGGAGAUGUCUGGGACGUUACCGGCUUCGCUGAAACGCAUCCCGGUGGUGAAGAUGUCAUCGAAGAGCACCACGGUAAAGAUGCUUCUGAAGUUUACAACUCCGUCCACGGCCCAAAGCUGGCAAUAAGCUAUUUCGGAGCCCCCAAACUAAUGGGAAGAGUUCCAGAAUUGGCACCAGCUCAGGUUCAGCAGUCUUGGGAAAACCCCAAGCUCAUCAGAAACCCCCCACCACUGGACUCCAUCAUCAACCUGCAAGACUUUGAAGAUGCUGCAAGAUCUUGCCUCAACGAACGAUCAUGGGUUUACGUUUCCGGUGCUUCCAAUGACUGCUACACAGCGUCCAAGAACGCCGAGAUAUAUCAGUCAGUCUUUCUGCGGCCUCGAGUCUGUAGACCUAUCAGCCAGGUCGAUACAAGCACAACAAUACUGGGCUACCGUUUUGACGUCCCCAUCUUCAACGCUCCCGCAUCCUUGGCUAUGCUGACGCACCCGUCGGCCGAGGUUGGGUUGGCAAAGGGACUAUCAGCGUCGGGGAGUACUAUUAUAAUGCCUACUCUUGCUUCAUAUUCGCUAAGAGAAGUCGUUGAGACUCUGCCCCAGAACUAUCCCUUCUUUUAUCAACUGUAUAUUCCGCGGGAUCCUUCAGCAUUGGCAAGGCUCUUGGAUGAGAUUCGUCGUGCUUCACCAAAGGCUGUAAUGAUAACUGUGGAUCUGCCGGUCUUUAGUAAACGAGAGGCCAAUGAGCGUUACGAGAUGAGGAUGGCGAAAGAAAAGGGCCAGUCAAAUGACAAAAAACAGAGCAGGCAAUCCCGCGCCGCAAGUACAGCAAUCAGCCCAGACGUUACAUGGAUCCAGAUCCAAACUAUUAAGGAAACCCUUGGGAUACCCAUCUUCAUCAAGGGGAUCCAGUGUGCUGAAGAUGCCAUGAAGGCUUUUGAAACCGGCUGUGAAGGAAUUUACAUCUCGAAUCAUGGCGGGCGUGGUGUUGACACAUCGCAGCCAGCACUUCUGACUCUGGCAGAGAUCAACCUCAAGUGCCCACAGCUCUUAUCCCAGAUGAUUGUUUUCAUCGACGGGGGUAUUCGUCGAGGGACAGAUGUCUUCAAAGCCAUCUGUCUCGGUGCUCAUGGAGUUUGUGUUGGCCGACCUUUCUUCUAUGCUCUGAUGUACGGAGAAGAAGGUGUGAGGCAUCUGAUGAACAUCUUGAAAGAUGAGCUGGAAAAUGCCAUGCAGCUGUGUGGAAUUCAACAGCUGAGUGAGGCUCAUCCGGGAUUGCUGAAUACCAAGGCCCUCGUGAACAUGGUUGAUACGGGCGAGUUACUGAAGAAGGGUAGCAAACUGUAA
Messenger RNA from Fusarium mangiferae, 1443 nucleotides. RefSeq lists its product as uncharacterized. The record is from RefSeq and is a predicted model, not a curated record. NCBI's taxonomy places the organism in Eukaryota, Fungi, Ascomycota, Sordariomycetes, Hypocreales, Nectriaceae. The transcript has 2 exons. Gene Ontology annotation, molecular function: oxidoreductase activity. The coding region runs from base 1 to 1443 and encodes 480 amino acids.